Messenger RNA from Coturnix japonica (Japanese quail), 1385 nucleotides. The record is from RefSeq and is a predicted model, not a curated record. NCBI's taxonomy places the organism in Eukaryota, Metazoa, Chordata, Aves, Galliformes, Phasianidae.
CUGGGGAAAGCUCAGUGCUGGGGCUGGAGUGCUGCUGGCACACGUGCAGCAGGUGAGGCCGGCACAUGGUGAUGACCAAGCAAUGGAAGGCGUCAUCGCUGUGGGACGGGUGGUGAUGUCCCCCAGUGAAGGUGAGGCCUGGCAACACGGCCAAGCCCUGGUUUGUGACAUCUCCGUGCGAUGGAUUGUGACUGCUUGGCCCACGCUGCUCCAAUGCGGGCGCAGCAGCCCAGCCCAGCAGUUCGUGCCUGGCCUCCAACCGAGCGAGUGUGCGAGGACUGGAGUGUGGACAGGGCGAAAUUUGGAGCUGAAACGUGCUCUGGGUGCUGCUUGCGCAGCUCUCAGGUGCCGUCUCAGAGCCGCUUGUGUUGUACCCCGACCCUGCUGGUUGGCAGCAGGCAGCCGGGACAUCAAGGAGAGGAGCGUGCAGCAGAGCAGUUGGUAACACCUUCUGCCUGCUGCAGCACCUGUGAGGGGAGCAGCUUCCCGACCUCAGCUCUCCCCAGCCCACCGCACAGCCCAGGGCCAUGGACGUGCCAUCCAACUGGACCUGCCCCAUCUGCGGGCAAAUCCGGGAGGAUGUCACCUACGUGACCCCCUGCCAGCACCAGCUGUGCUACGGCUGUGCCAUCUGGUGGGCUAACAAGAAGCCGAGUUGUGCCGUAUGCGGGCACAAAAUCGAUACCAUCCGAUACUCGGUGAGGUCGGACGACGAUUACCUCGAGUGUGCUGUCCCGCAGCCCGCAGCACACUCAGAUCACGACCUGCAGGACGAGCAGGGGCCUGCAGAGCCGGUGCUCAUCCCAGCUGAGCACAACUUCCCAGCCGAGGUCUGGGCUGCCUUCUUCCAGCAACAUCCGGAAGACCUCGGACCCCUGCUCCGAUGGCUGCAGGGAGAGAUCCAUGAGGUGUCCAGCGACGACUGGUGGGAAGUCUACGUGGCACAGUGCACCACCGUGAACUUCCUGUGUCAGCACGGGCUGGACCAGGAGGCCUUGGUGCAGGCGCUGCAGAUGAGCACCAGCGGCGACGUGCUGUCCUUUGUUAGGAGGCUCAUCAGCACCGCUGCAGCCCUGUACGGUCCCACGAUCCGCCACCAGCUGGACCACCAAGUCAGCCAUGCUGCUGGAAGGAGGGAGGACAGCCCUGCAGCCAGCUCCAUCAACAGCACCUCCCAUCAGGAGCCUCCUGCCUCGGGCCCAGGCCGCUCCACCAGCCCCGCAGGGCCCAGCACGGAGCCAGGGCAGGCGGCCACAGCGGGUCCCUCUUCCCAGGGCAGCGACCGCUCGUCUGGGGGGCCCCGGCGCCCCCCGAAGAGGAAGGCCCGCAGCAGCCCCCAGGACUCUGCGCCGCCCUGCAAGAGGCGGCCCCGGCGGCGGCACUAG